Adineta steineri is the source of this 1497-nucleotide messenger RNA. The record is from the annotation of a GenBank genome assembly. NCBI's taxonomy places the organism in Eukaryota, Metazoa, Rotifera, Eurotatoria, Adinetida, Adinetidae.
AUGGUUUGGUUACCAAAUUCUCAUUCAAAUCAAAAAGAUAUUCAAACAAUGUUCGAUGAUUAUGUUAGUCAUAAUAUAAAAUUUGGAAUUGUUAAUAUUGAUUCACGUUGGGCAACAAAUUUCAAUACAUUCGUAUUUAAUUCAACAAAUUUUCCAUCAGUUCGAAAUAUGCUUGAUGGAUUUCGAGCAAAAAAUAUUCAUAUUGUUUUAUGGAUGACUUCAUUUAUUAAUACUGAUUCACCAACUUAUGAUUAUGCACAAAAUCAUGGAUAUUUAUUUAAUAAAACUAUUAAAUGGUGGCAUGGAGAAGGACGUUUAUUAAAUUAUUUUAAUGAUCAAGCUGUUAAUUGGUGGCAUAGUCAAAUUGAACGACUUAUAGAUAAUGUUGGACCCAUUCAUGCAUUUAAAGCUGAUGGUAGUGAUCCAUAUAUAAUCGAACUACUUGACCCACAUGUUACAUGGGAACGUUAUCGAAAUGCUUAUUAUAAUGAUACAUUUCAAAUUUUACGUCGAUUAAUUGGUCCUGAUGCUUUAAUUAUGUCACGUCCAGUUGAUGCUGAUCUAGAUUAUUCUCCAAAAGACAUUGUUUUUAUGGGUUGGGUUGGUGAUGAAGAUGCGACAUAUGAUGGUUUAAAAACCGCACUUCGUUAUAUGCUUGAAAGUGGUCGUCGUGGUUAUGUUGGUUUUGGAUCUGAUAUUGGUGGUUAUCGAACUGAUUCGAAAUCUGGUCCAUUAGGUCGUACAAAAGAAUUAUUUCUUCGUUGGACAGCUGUUGGUGCAUUAAGUUCAUUUAUGGAAAAUGGUGGUAAUGGAGAACAUUUACCUUGGAAAUUUGAUAAUGAAACAACUGAUGUAUAUCGUUCAUGGGUUAAUCUACAUUAUAAACUUGUACCUUAUCUUUAUAGUGAAGGUAUUAAAGUUGCACUUGGACGAAAUGGUACAUUAAUGCGACCAUGUGAUGAUAUUGAAACAUUAUUUAGUCAUUCAUAUUUUCUUGGUCCUAAUAUAUAUGUUGUACCUCUCUUACGAGAUCCAGCUCCUGGUCAAACACAACGUUUAUGGUUACCAAAAAGUUCCACAAAUGAAUGGAUAAAUUAUUUCAAUACAUCAAUUAUACAUAAAUCUCAUAGAAUUAUUAAAGAAGAUACAAGUCGUCUUGAUCGUAUCCCAAUAUAUGUUGAACAAAAUUCUUUAAUACCAAUGUAUGAUAUCGAAAAAGAUUAUUCUCUUAAUGCAUUCAGAUUUGUUUUAUGGGGUGAAAGUAAAUUGAAUGAAAAAGAGACAACAUUAUUUACACGUGAUGGUCAACAAUGGUUAUUAAAAUUUAAUCAUUCUCAACGAAGAUUAACCGUACAUUUUAUUCAACAUUAUGAUUCAACUGAAAAACAACAAUGGAUAUGGAAAUUUUGUCAAUAUGUUUAUGACAAAGAAUUUUGUUCAGAUCAAUGGUUAGAACUUUCUCAUAAUGCUUCUGUUCAACUUGAUUAUUUAAUUUAA